AUGUCUCUCGUCGGAAAAGUCGCCAUCGUCACCGGUGCCGCCCGUGGCAUUGGCGCUGGCAUCGCCUUGAAGCUUGGACAAGAGGGAGCUCGGGUGGCCAUCACUUACGCUACCGACUCUUCAACCCCAAAGGCCGCAGCUCUGGUAUCCCAACUCUCUGAGCUAGGUACCUCGGCGAUUGCCAUCCAGGCUGAUCUCGCCCAGGAGUCGGCUCCAGGCAAGAUUGUUGCACAGACUCUAUCUGGGUUUGGCGUCGACCACAUCGACAUCCUCGUGAAUAACGCCGGCGUCGCAGACGUUCACCCCGUCGAGGAGGUCACUCCGGAAAUGUACGACAGCGUCUUCGCCAUCAACACGCGCGCCACCUUCUUCAUGACCCAGGCCGUCCUGCCAAGCAUCUCCAAGGGGGGCAGGAUCAUCCACGUGUCGUCGACUAAUGCGAGGACGGGAAUGCCUGGCACGGCGGUCUAUGCGGCAAGCAAGGUUGCCCUCGAGGCUUUUACUCGAGUCAUGGCUGCUGAGUUUGGGCCCAAGUAUGGGGUUACUGUCAACGCGGUGAACCCGGGUCCUGUGGCCACGGAUAUGUAUCUCUCUGCCCCUGGUACGCUUCGGGACACUAUGCAUGAGAUGGUUAAGAAUGUGCCUGCCGGAGGACGAAUGGGGACUCCAGAGGACAUUGCGGACAUCGUCAAGUUUCUAGCUAGUGAGGAGUCGAGAUGGGUGAGCGGGAAUGUGGUUACGGCUAAUGGCGGUUUGGUGAUGAUGUAG
Fusarium keratoplasticum is the source of this 768-nucleotide messenger RNA. RefSeq lists its product as uncharacterized. The record is from RefSeq and is a predicted model, not a curated record. The transcript is spliced from 2 exons. Lineage: Eukaryota; Fungi; Ascomycota; Sordariomycetes; Hypocreales; Nectriaceae. Bases 1 to 768 code for a protein of 255 amino acids. Gene Ontology annotation, molecular function: oxidoreductase activity.